GACAGAAAUUUCAACAAACAGGGGAUGUUAUAAAGCAUCUUUCGCAUUGUAUCAGUUUAAUUUAGGCUGUGCAUCUUGUUCCCAGUUGAUGAUUAGAAGAAGCAGUGUUGGAUAAAGCGUACGCGAUGAAGUCAAGUCUCACUGUUUUGUCUACCCUUGUUCUCCUAAUGGUCAUUGCCACAAAGGCAAAGAAAGGAAUUGUAGCAAAGUUCUGUGUUAACGCCAACUGGUGGAAGUCAUUUGACAAAAAAGGAUGGUCAAAAUGUUCCACCAGUAAACAGUUCAUCACUGGAUUUUAUCGUAGCAAGUUAUAUACUUUCCUACAUGAUGGAAUUUACAAACUUGAAGAAGCAAAGUGCUGUUUGUCUAGUCCUGGAUACAGAGGUCAAAAGAGCAUUUGUGUCAACGCUAACUGGUGGAAAACAUUAGACAAAAAAAGCACUUGGAGUGUUUGCCCUCAAGGAUAUUUUCUAAAUGGUCUUUAUCGCACAAAGGGAAAUCAUUUACACAAUAUUGAGGAAGGAAACUGUUGCAAACCAAUACGCCAUCCCAAAAGGUAUGGUGGUUGCUACAAUGAAUAUAUCAGACAUGCGUUUGACAGGAAAGGAUGGACAACGUGUAAAAAGGCAGGUUACUACGUCACUGGGUUGUACAGAGAUCAUAAAAGUGACUGGCUUCACAACAUUGACUACUUCAAAUGCUGCAAAAUGGCCCCAGUUUUCAACCCAUGUGCUAAGAAACCUUGCAAGAAUGGUGGUCUUUGUUUAAAGAAAAUCAAAUCUUACCAGUGUUUAUGUAAACCUGGCUACCGAGGAAAAAACUGUGGAAUCUACAAUGCUUGUCAUACAAAACCUUGUAUUAACGGUGGUGUAUGCAAAAGGAAGGGAAAGUUGUACAGCUGCAAAUGUAAACCUGGUUACUUUGGAAAGAACUGUCAAUUCUACAAUGCUUGUCACACAAAGCCUUGUAUUAACGGUGGUGUAUGUCAAAGAAAAGGGAAGUUGUACAAUUGCAAAUGUAAACGUGGUUACUUUGGAAAGAACUGUCAAUCCUACAAUGCUUGUCACACGAAACCUUGUAUUAACGGUGGUGUAUGUCAAAGGAAGGGAAAGUUGUACAAUUGCAAAUGUAGACCUGGUUACUUUGGAAAGAACUGUCAAUCCUACAAUGCUUGUCACACGAAACCUUGUAUUAACGGUGGUGUAUGUCAAAGGAAGGGAAAGUUGUACAAUUGCAAAUGUAGACCUGGUUACUUUGGAAAGAACUGUCAAUUCUACAAUGCUUGUCACACAAAGCCUUGUAUUAACGGUGGUGUAUGUCAAAGGAAAGGAAAGUUGUACAAUUGCAAAUGUAGACCUGGUUACUUUGGAAAGAACUGUCAAUUCUACAAUGCUUGUCACACAAAGCCUUGUAUUAACGGUGGUGUAUGUCAAAGGAAAGGAAAGUUGUACAAUUGCAAAUGUAAACGUGGUUACUUUGGAAAGAACUGUCAAUCCUACAAUGCUUGUCACACGAAACCUUGUAUUAACGGUGGUGUAUGUCAAAGGAAGGGAAAGUUGUACAAUUGCAAAUGUAGACCUGGUUACUUUGGAAAGAACUGUCAAUUCUACAAUGCUUGUCACACAAAGCCUUGUAUUAACGGUGGUGUAUGUCAAAGGAAAGGAAAGUUGUACAAUUGCAAAUGUAGACCUGGUUACUUUGGAAAGAACUGUCAAUUCUACAAUGCUUGUCACACAAAGCCUUGUAUUAACGGUGGUGUAUGUCAAAGGAAAGGAAAGUUGUACAAUUGCAAAUGUAGACCUGGUUACUUUGGAAAGAACUGUCAAUUCUACAAUGCUUGUCACACAAAGCCUUGUAUCAACGGAGGUGUAUGUCAAAGGAGAGGAAAGUCGUACAAUUGCAAAUGUAAAUUUGGUUACUUUGCAAACAAGUGUCAAUAUACGUUUAUACCGAGACGUUGCGUUAAUGACAACUGGUGGAAAUCAUUUGAUAAAAAAGGAUGGUCAAGAUGUGACAAUGCGAAACAAUUUAUUACUGGAUUUUACCGAAACAAGUUAAAAAAAUUCAAUAAUGAUGGAAUUUAUAAGCUUGAAGAAGCGAAAUGCUGCACUUCCAGUUCACUCUACGCAGGGCAACGAAGUACAUGCAUAAAUGCUAACUGGUGGAAAUCACUUGACAGGGCCAGUACUUGGAGUGUUUGCCCUCAAGGAUAUUUCCUAAAUGGUCUCUAUCGCUCCAAAGGCCAAAGAUUACACAAUAUUGAGAUGGGAAAAUGUUGCAAGCCUGUCAAUCAUCCAAACAAGUAUGCUCACUGUUACAAUGAACAUAUCAGAUAUGCAUUUGACAGGAAAGGAUGGACAACAUGUAAAAAAGUUGGAUAUUACGUCACUGGGUUGUACAAAAAUCAUAAUGGGGACUGGCUUCACAACAUAGACUACUUCAGAUGCUGUAAAAUGUGGACUGGGAUAGGCUUGGCAGCCAGGGGUCCUUUACAUGACUAUUAAAGAAGAUGGAAAAUUAAAUUGACUCUUCAAACUAAUUUUUAAAUGUAAUUGUUUUGUUUUUACAUUUAAUAAAAAAUUGCAUUAAAAAUUAUUACUUUGCGGUUUUGUCUAAAAUAGAGAUAUAAAAUAAACCCUGUUUGAGAAACAAAUGUAAGCACAUUUCUUACUGACAUGAAAUUUUUUUCAUCUAAGGAUAAUGACUCGUGUGUGAUGUAAUGAUACAGAUUUGGCUAAAGAUAUCUGCCUUCGGCAUACUAGUAAGAAAUUGAUUUUAAGUUAAAGUUUCUUAUUUUAUUGCUACAAAAAACAUUUCUCUUGCACAUACUAUUCCAUGAAAUGUUAUAAGACAAGUUAGAACUAGGAAGAAAUGCAGCAGCUUAACUGCAAAACAGGAGAAUGUGCUUAAAUGUAAAACAUGUGUACAUUGUGGCUUUUGAUGCACACUGUUAGUUUUGAAAAAUAACCACUAAUGAUUUCGUACUUGAUGUGCAUUAUACAGUCACGUCUUUA
This is a messenger RNA of Xenia sp. Carnegie-2017, 3014 nucleotides long. Its product is annotated as adhesive plaque matrix protein 2-like. Gene Ontology annotation, cellular component: plasma membrane; protein-containing complex. The transcript is spliced from 18 exons. The record is from RefSeq and is a predicted model, not a curated record. Gene Ontology annotation, biological process: heterophilic cell-cell adhesion; establishment or maintenance of epithelial cell apical/basal polarity; Notch signaling pathway. Bases 126 to 2504 code for a protein of 792 amino acids. Lineage: Eukaryota; Metazoa; Cnidaria; Anthozoa; Malacalcyonacea; Xeniidae. Gene Ontology annotation, molecular function: calcium ion binding; Notch binding.